Folsomia candida is the source of this 2744-nucleotide messenger RNA. RefSeq lists its product as uncharacterized. The record is from RefSeq and is a predicted model, not a curated record. NCBI's taxonomy places the organism in Eukaryota, Metazoa, Arthropoda, Collembola, Entomobryomorpha, Isotomidae. The transcript has 7 exons. Bases 622 to 2616 code for a protein of 664 amino acids.
UUUGUUAAAAUUAAUUAUUUACGGAUUAAGUAUAUUUUUUUCCUGAGCUUGACCGACGUGUGAAAAAUACUGAUUUUUUGUAGGCGAAGAAAAUUUAUAUAAGGCUUUGUAACUGUGUAAAUCUUGUAAAUUUUUGAAAAUACAUAUACCAGACAUUUUAUAGAAAUGUUUAAAUAAAUCAAAUUCAGAUUACAAACCGUUCAAAUUAUAUGCUCGUCAGUCAACAGCUUUGUAAAAGUUUGUAAGCUUAGGAUUAGUAUGCAAAAUUUUGCAUGUUUGCAAAGUUUACGUACCUAAGACCCGCAGUAAGUACCCGAAUUUUUAUGAUUAAAAUGAAAAUUAUGAAUCAUAACAAUAAAAAAUGAUUCAGCAUUUAAUUGCAUGGUAUAUUUGUCACUACAAUGUUGUACAUGUGAUGAGCUUAUCUUGUCUUAUCUUAUCUUAACUGUUACAUGUCGUCAUGUUCCUGUCACACGAAUCGCCACAUUAGUGCAAACACAUUUCAUUUUUGAUAAGGUCGAGUGUCAACUAAAUAUAUAUGCAGGUUAAACACGUUGUGACAAUAUAUUUUUAUGGUUUUGAAAUGGACACGUGACUAUUAGAUAAAUAUUUACAUAAAUUAUGAAGCGACUUUUCAGAAAUUUAAAUACGAAGAGAAAAAUUUUCAAAUUUAUUUUGAUUUUCUUCCUAAUUUUCAUAACUUUGUGUGGAAUCGUGCUACAAAAUAGGAAACCUGCUUCGUUACAGAGACACAAUUAUCUAUUAGACUCGAAUGUGAAACAAGACUCGUUUUUGGUGGAUACGCUAAACUGUAAAAUUCCAAACUUGGAUCCGUGGGCCGAUUCGAUAAAAUCUCAUUUUUCGAAGAUAUCAAAACCAGUACAGGAUUGUAGAAAAUUUAAGAAGUGGACGUUCACCGUUGGAAAUGAAAUCAUUUUCAAUAAGACUGCCAUCGAGCGAGAUGGAUAUUCUUGGGAUCGCGUGUCCUGUUGUCUCACCCAAAUUGAGAGACAAACUCAAUCCCCUGAAAGACAAGAUAAAGACGCGGAUAACCUUGUCAAGUAUUCUGAAUGCGUACCGCUCAAAGAGAUGAGAACCGGACCACUUUUGGGAGAAUUCUGUAUGAUAACGUGUCACGAAGUGAUUUUCGGCUUUUUCGAAAUGUGGCUGAUUUAUCGGGAUUUCCAUUCCAUUGUUACAAUUAGUGAUGAUAAGAGAAAAAAUGACGAUAAGAAGGAUUUCGAUGAUAAGCCCCCAAACGUGGUGAUUCUUGGGAUCGAUUCCACUUCUCGCUUAAACUUUAGGAGAAUGAUGCCUCGAACGGUGGCGAAAUUGGAAGAGCUAAAAGCCGUGGAGUUGAAAGGAUAUACGAAAGUUGGUGACAACACUUUCCCAAAUUUCUGCGCCUUGUUGGCCGGAAAAAGUGAGGAAUCUCUGCAACGCGGUUGCUACUCUCGCUCGACGCCACUUGACAAGUGUCCCUGGAUCUUCAAGCGAUUUGCGGAAAAGGGCUAUAUCACCUCGUUUGCGGAGGACUCCCCAUUUUCGACGGGGUUCAACCACUACAGAACAGGUUUCGCGGAGAAGCCCGUCGACCACUAUUUUAGACCGUUCAUGAUCGCAGUGCAUGAGCACGAGUGGGCGUCGAGAUGGUUCCGAAUUCGGAAUUAUUACGAGGGUUGUGUCGGUCCCCGCACGAAUGACGAAGCGUUACUUGAUUACGCCCUGUCCGUUGUGGACGCCUCGUCAUCUUCGUCAUCGCCAGCCUUCGCCAUGUCGUGGAGUUCUGCCGCGAGUCAUGACGCUGUAACAGGGAUUGCACAUUCUGACGACGCCUACACCACCGCCUUGGACCAACUCGGGUCGAAAGGUCACCUUCGAAACACGCUACUCAUAGUCAUGAGUGACCACGGGUAUCGCUACGGACCAGUGAGGGAAACUUUGCAAGGAUGGUAUGAAGAUAAGCUGCCCUUCGUUUGGAUAAGGCUUGGAGAAGAUAUCGUAAGAAGGUUUCCGCAAUGGGGCACGAAUCUCGAGAAGAAUGCAAACCGACUCUCAUCCCCCUUCGUCCUUCACGCCACGCUUCUCCUCCUCCUAGAAAAGUACGCCGUACAAAAUGGGACAAAAUCAGAAAGGUACAAAAUUCCUGAAAAAUCAACACCAAACUUUCUCUCUUCGCUGAUCCUGGAAAACACAACCUGCGACGAGGCAGGGAUUCCGAAAGAAUACUGCGCAUGUCACUACCCCCACAAAAUAGUGGACCCCACCUCUGAUCCAAAUGUUAACCUCGCUGCGUCCGUAGCCAUUAAAUACGUGAACGAGAUGAUUCUAUCCAAAAAUAAGAAAUGUGGCAAACUCUCCGUCCACGAGGUCACGUCUGCGGGAAGGAUGGAAAUGCGAGGUCAAGGUCAAGACAACCUGGACUUCAUCUACAUCGUCGCAUUCGUUACGAAUCCCGGAGGUUUUUUGAUCGAGGCGGAAGUCGGCUUUGGAUUUAAACGCGGACCGAAAGUGAUUCAGGUUCACAGAGCGAGUGGGAUGCACGCUAGAGAUAUUCGGUGUCUGAAUGGUGAAGCGGACGCCGAGGUGGAGUUGUGGUGCUUUUGUGAAAAAUAGGAGCACGAGGAUUAAUUUAGUGGAAAUAGUUAAUUGCAUUAUUAAUUAAAGCUAAUUAUUCAAGAGUCAGGUAAAGAUGUACAAGUUAUUGAAUAAAACUGGAAAAUUUUGUUGGUGACUGAGAAAAA